Molecule: messenger RNA, 1981 nt
Organism: Cebus imitator (Panamanian white-faced capuchin)
Lineage: Eukaryota; Metazoa; Chordata; Mammalia; Primates; Cebidae
Gene: STXBP6
Product: syntaxin binding protein 6
Exons: 6
Coding region: 591-1376 (261 amino acids)
Biological process (GO): Golgi to plasma membrane transport; exocytosis; regulation of SNARE complex assembly
Cellular component (GO): plasma membrane; exocyst
Molecular function (GO): phosphatidylinositol-4,5-bisphosphate binding
Source: RefSeq, a predicted model, not a curated record
CAGGCUGCACGGUAGGACCGCGGCCAGGGGAGCCGGGCGGGCAGGGCGGAGGCCAAGCCGAGGGGUUGGGGUUGUGGUUGCAGUCGCCGCGGCUGUUGGGGCGCCUGGCGCUCCGUCCGAGGCGGGUGGCCGGGUUAGGGGUCCCGCUGUGAGGCCGGAGGAGUAGGCUGGCGCCCAGAGAGAUGCUUCCAAGUUGGCGGGUGGCGGGAGAGGGGGCCGCGCGCCCCGGCGCAGCUGCUUCGUGCGCGCGGAGAGGGACUCGCGUUCUUGGUUCUCUCCAACCCUGGGACCCGUUGUGCGGACAGUAUUGGGCAAGCCAGGGAACGGAGCGAUUUUCUCCGAGAAAGUUGAGAAUGGAGCCCUUCUUUCCACGCUGGCCCCAAGAUGGGAUGGGCCCCGAGAAUGCCGCCUCGACGCCCCCAGUGUGGGGAACUCGGGGUCGCUGCGCCCCUAGUUAGAGCGCAGAAAUCCCCGAAUCGCUCCGAUCUUCACGAACUCUGGUAUCUUCUAGGAAAAUCAUUACUGCCAAAACUGAGGCGAGCUUUUCUGGCGGGCUCGGCUCCCAGCCCCCAGGGCGCUGGCACUGGGCGAUGCCCCCUUUCCGAUCUCAGACGAUCUUGGGGGUCAAGGGCGCCAGGCUCCGAAUUCGCGCUCGGGGUGCACACAGGCAUCGAGCCUCACCAACACCGGCGGGCAAAGUGGCUGGAGUAGAUUCACUGUGUGCCCUCUUCGCUUGUUCUACAAUGAGUGCCAAAUCUGCUAUCAGCAAGGAAAUUUUUGCACCUCUUGAUGAAAGGAUGCUGGGAGCUGUCCAAGUCAAGAGGAGGACAAAGAAAAAGAUUCCUUUCCUGGCAACUGGAGGCCAAGGCGAAUAUUUAACUUAUAUCUGCCUGUCAGUGACAAACAAGAAACCCACACAGGCGUCCAUUACAAAGGUCAAACAGUUUGAAGGCUCCACAUCAUUUGUUCGGAGAUCACAGUGGAUGCUCGAGCAGCUUCGCCAGGUUAAUGGUAUUGAUCCUAACGGGGAUUCUGCAGAGUUUGAUUUGUUGUUUGAAAAUGCUUUUGACCAGUGGGUAGCCAGCACAGCGUCAGAAAAAUGCACCUUCUUCCAGAUCCUUCACCAUACCUGCCAAAGGUACCUCACAGACAGGAAGCCAGAGUUUAUUAACUGCCAAUCCAAAAUUAUGGGAGGAAACAGCAUCCUCCAUUCAGCCGCCGACAGCGUGACCAGCGCAGUGCAGAAGGCAAGCCAGGCCUUGAAUGAGCGUGGAGAGCGAUUAGGCCGAGCAGAGGAGAAGACAGAAGACCUAAAGAACAGCGCCCAGCAGUUUGCAGAAACUGCACACAAGCUUGCCAUGAAGCACAAAUGUUGAGAAACUGCCUAUUCUGGUGACCCUUCUUAAGAGAAGCCGAAGAGUUUGUUCAGCAGUUUUUACAAGAAUUCCAGACCUCUGCUUGCUUCUUGUUUCUCAAUAUGUGGACACUUAGAGUGGUUUUUGUUUUUUCUUUUCGGAUGUUAAUGUGAAAGAAAGGGUGUUGCAUUUAUACAUUUCCCUAAUGAUCUUGCUAAUAAAUGCUACAACAGCAUCAGCUUCAUUUUGGGUUUUCUUCCCCCCACUGUGUAUAUGUAUGUAUGUGUAUGUUUUGAAUAUGUUUUCUUUAUUAAAAAAUAUUUUUUGUAGUUUGAAUAUGAAAUUUGGACCAAAUGAUAAACUGAGCUAGGUCUAAACUGGCAAUAUGUGUUUUUUUUCUCUGAUAGUAAGCAGGAAGGUGUUUUAAUGUGGUGACAUCAGAUGUUAUUUUUCCUAGAUGAAAGUAAAAGUCAAGCAGUGAUUAGUUUCACUCACUGUCCUAGCUACACUUAAUUUGAAGAUUAAAAUUCUACAUUGUGGAAAAUAAUUGGAUUUAUCGGGGAAAACAGCAGUCUUAGAUUUUGCUCCUUGCAUAGUAAUCUUUUGCGUGAACCAUCACCAGCAUU